CAACAGAGGCAAAAAAGUUAAAAUCGAAACUAACUCUAUCACUGUUUUCGUUCUGCUGGUUUAUCCAUUUCUGCAGGCUGAAGCAAACUCUUUGUAUACAUACAUUUUAGGGUUUAACCAUUGGGGACUGAGUGGGGUUUCUUUUACAGAGCUGACUUGCAUUUAACCAAAAAUGGAGACCUCACUUCGUUAUGGUGUUGAUUCCAAGAGUCUAGUGAUUCAUGCCAAGGAGAAAUUCCCCCUCAACUCUGUUACCCACUUGCAGAGUCAUGCAGAACUAGACACCAGAAUUGGAGCUCCAACUUAUCUGUGUGCAAUGAUCAGGCGAUACUUUCCUGAGCAAUAUGCCAGCCUUGCUGUUGGAGUGCAGUAUUAUAGGCGUCAAAAGCUCUGGUAUAAUGUUCGUGGUAAAAAGGCAUUUCCAGUGACAACAGAUGAGUCAGUAAACUUUCAUAUCAAGGGCAAGUAUGAUGUGGACGAAAACAUUGUUGAGAAAAAACCAAGAGGUGCUGCUGAACUUACUUGGAACAUCAUGAAUGUGACUAAAGACCAAGAUAUGAGGCUCAAAGUUGGAUAUGAAGUCAUUGAAAAGGUCCCUUACUUUCAGAUCAGGGAAAACAACUGGACUCUCAAUGUCGACAGUAAUGGGAAAUGGCAAGUAAGAUAUGCUUUAUGAUACUACUGAUGGAUGUGUAGCUUGUUCCAGUGAGAGUGAGUUAUUGCAAGAUAGAAGAAAACCAUCACAAUCUGUCAUCUGCAUUUCUGUUACAUAUUUGGCAUUCUAUCAUUAUUGCAAAAAGGCCUUACCUUCUAUGAUAUCUGCUUUUUGAGUAUUGUCUCCGGAGAUAGUAACCCAUUGCAAUACAAAACUCAAGCUCAUGAAAAUUACCUUUCUAUUGUGUAAGAAAUUUUGAUCUCCAUGUAUGCUUGUCCGCAUUGCCUCAUUUAAUCUGAAGUUAAAGCUAAUAUUAUGAUUCA
Messenger RNA from Lycium barbarum (goji berry), 978 nucleotides. RefSeq names its product outer envelope pore protein 21B, chloroplastic-like. The record is from RefSeq and is a predicted model, not a curated record. Gene Ontology annotation, biological process: regulation of monoatomic anion transport. Gene Ontology annotation, molecular function: voltage-gated monoatomic anion channel activity. The coding region runs from base 173 to 676 and encodes 167 amino acids. The transcript is spliced from 5 exons. NCBI's taxonomy places the organism in Eukaryota, Viridiplantae, Streptophyta, Magnoliopsida, Solanales, Solanaceae.